AUGUCCUAUUCCUUGCUCCACGCUGAAGUUGGUUUGUUCGGUGUAGGAGGGCUUCGUUUUGGGGAAUGCGUCAAAUGCUUUUACCGCUUUGAAUGCGCCACUCUCGCCAAAAUUGUCCUCGCUGAUGCCAGAGUCGCCGAAGCCGUUGUGGCCGUUCAUGAUUGCGUCCAGAUGCCGAAUUGGUUGGGCGCGUUGGCCAGGAGGAAUCGAGGAGAUGCGCUCGGCACGGAAGCCUCAAAGAUUCUGUUCUUUGGCUCCAGAUCCAUCACUCUUCACUCCCACCGACCAUCGAUCGCAAUGGAACUAUCCAACCGCAACAGCCUGGUCUCAAACACACCUGGAAGUGCCGGAAGCGACGAUGGAGUACCACUCGAGACUCAGAGUUCCCGCGCACAGUACGCCCUCCCUCCGACGGAUCAAGGAUUCUACGCAUGGAAUACUACGCUUCCCACGAGCCUUUUGCCUCGCAAGGCGGCAUCGCAGCCAUCGGCACCACGUCAACGGGAGCCAUGUACCUUACCAUGCCACUCUACCUCUGGGGAUUUCAAAGAUGGCCCAAGGCACGGCGCUGGUCUCUCUGGAUCAGCGUCCCGGCUAUUGCUGCGUCCCUGGUUGGGGCGUCAUUUUCGAACACGGUGGCGCAGCUCAUUGUAUGCCAGGGUGUUAUCUAUGGUAUUGCUGGUAAUGCGUUGGUCAUGCCUACCAUCAACCUCAUCAAUGAGUGACUCUUCGUAUUGUCGCCAUGAUCAUCCUGAUCCUGGCAUCGCCCAUUCUUGUCCUGAUGAAGCCACGCCUGCCGAUUUCGAACACUCACAUUUCGCCGCCCGUGGAUCUCGCCUUCUUGAAAUCGCCAUUCUUCUGGACAUUGCAGACCUUCAACACAAUCCAGGCUCUGGGCUACUUCCUCCCGACAAAUUACCUCCCCACCAUCGCAGAGAGCCUGGGUCUCGGAAGAACACAGGGAUCACUGACCGUCCUCUGCGUGAACCUCGCCGGAAUGUUCGGCUGCAUCGGCGUUGGAGCUCUUGUCGACCGCUUCGACGUGACUUUGGUGUUGCUCGGGCAAGCCUCCUAUACGGCCUCACAGCAGCUGCGUACUCAACCAGCUGGGGCGGCGUCAUUCGCGAACUGCAACGAAAACAUGAGAACACCGACGCCAAUGUCGUCUUUGGCUUGCUUGCGCUGGGGCGAGGCGUGGGAUCCGUCAUCUCGGGCCCGCUGAGUGAGACUUUGCUGGACGAAAGCAAGUCUAUGCAUGGAGCUGGUAUCUCGGCUUACGGGAGCGAGCUGGGUUCAUAUAAUUGGAGUUCUGCUACUCGACGUCGCC
Messenger RNA from Scutellospora calospora, 1327 nucleotides. The record is from the annotation of a GenBank genome assembly. Lineage: Eukaryota; Fungi; Glomeromycota; Glomeromycetes; Diversisporales; Gigasporaceae.